This is a messenger RNA of Lecanosticta acicola, 896 nucleotides long. NCBI's taxonomy places the organism in Eukaryota, Fungi, Ascomycota, Dothideomycetes, Mycosphaerellales, Mycosphaerellaceae. The record is from the annotation of a GenBank genome assembly.
AUGAACCACUUCCCAGUGGCCUGGGGCAGAGUAAGAGCUCCCUUGCAAACAUCACAUGCUAGUACACUACAAGACCUCUAACCACAAUCAUCACACAGCCCCGCGACGACGUCUACGGCCGCUACGAUACCUCCUACCUUCCGCAGUCGCACGGCGGCACCCAACAACCCAUCUCACACACCCAGUCGCCCAUCGUCACCGGUACCUCCGUCAUCGCCAUCAAGUUCAAGUCUGGCGUCGUCAUUGCUGCAGAUAACCUGGCCUCGUAUGGCUCUCUCGCACGCUUCACCGACGUCAAGCGCCUCAAGCCUUUCAAUCGCAAGUCGCUCGUAGGAUUCGGCGGCGAUGUAUCGGACAUGCAGUACAUCGACCGCCUGCUCAAAUCGCUUGACGUGGAGGAGAACUACUCAUCAGGCAGCCACACGGCGGAAGAGAGCGACAACGAUCCGGCGAUGCUGAGUGCGAAGAAUCUUCACACAUAUCUCAGCAAGGUCAUGUACAAGCGGCGGAGCGACUUCAACCCGCUGUGGAAUGCCCUGUUGGUCGCCGGUCUGGACGAGAAGAACCGGCCAUUCCUUGCCUCGGCCGAUCUUCUCGGAACAACAUUCAGUGCACCAACGUUGGCGACGGGCUUCGGUGCACAUCUGGCGCAGCCGAUCCUGCGCCGCAAGGUGCCAGACGAGGCCGCCUCGCAACAGCUUGACCGGGAGACUGCGGUACAGGCCGUCAAGGACUGUAUGAAAGUCCUUUUCUACAGAGAUGCACGAAGCAUGAACGAGUACAGUAUCGCCGUCAUCGACGAGAAGGGCGUUGACCUUAAGGAGGACGAGAAGCUGGAGAACCAAAGCUGGGACUUCGCCGACAAGAUCAAAGGCUAUGGCACGCAGACAGUAUAA